AUGGCACAACUCAUAAUACCAGGUGAUGAUCUCCCAUCCCAUUCAACAGAUCAAAACUCACAACUAAUAAUAGGACCAGGUAUUUAUGUUAAUCCAAUAAAUAAAUCAAUAAUACCAAUAAAUUCAGGUUUAUUAAAUCAUCAAGCAAAUUCAUUGUAUAUAGAAUCAAAUUCUCGUCGUUAUAUACCACAACAAAAUGAUUUUGUUAUUGGGAAAGUUAUUGGAUCUUUUGGUGAUGUUUUUAAAGUUUCUUUAUCAAAUUUUUCAAAUUCAGUUUCUUUAUCAAGUAUGGCUUUCCCAAAUGCUACAAAGAAAAAUAGACCAAAUAUUAAGAAUGGGAAUUUAGUUUAUGCAAGAGUAUCAAAUGCAAAUAAAGAAAUUGAUACAGAAUUAGAAUGUAUUGAUCCAACAACGGGGAAAGAUGGUGGAUUUGGUUUAUUAGAAGGUGGUUAUCUAUUAGAAGUUUCUUUAUCAUUUGCAAGAUUUUUAUUAUUUAAUCCUCAAUGUCAGAUAUUAAAUGAAUUAGUUAAAAAAUGUAAAUUUGAAAUUGCAAUUGGUUGUAAUGGAUUAAUUUGGAUCAAGAGUGAUGAAUUAAAAUAUACUUUAGCUUUAUCAAAAUGUUUAGAAAAAGCUCAAUUUUUAAAACAAGAUGAAUUGAAUAAAGUUUUCAAUUCUACAUUUAAAGAAUUAGGAUUAUAA
Molecule: messenger RNA, 699 nt
Organism: Hansenula ciferrii
Lineage: Eukaryota; Fungi; Ascomycota; Saccharomycetes; Phaffomycetales; Wickerhamomycetaceae
Gene: RRP40
Product: exosome non-catalytic core subunit RRP40
Exons: 1
Coding region: 1-699 (232 amino acids)
Biological process (GO): TRAMP-dependent tRNA surveillance pathway; U4 snRNA 3'-end processing; poly(A)-dependent snoRNA 3'-end processing
Cellular component (GO): cytoplasmic exosome (RNase complex); nuclear exosome (RNase complex)
Molecular function (GO): RNA binding
Source: RefSeq, a predicted model, not a curated record